GCAGUGGCAGCCGCACGAGGUGGAGAUGGUGGAAGCAGUGGCAGACCAAGUGGCCAUCGCGCUCUCACAUGCUGCAGCGCUGGAGGAGUCGCAGAGGCGCAGGGAGGAGAUGGCGGAGCAGAAUGCGGCGCUGCAGGUGGCGCGGAUUAGAGCAGAGGAGGCGAUUCAAGCAAGAAACGACUUCCUGUCCGUCAUGAAUCACGAGAUGAGGAGCCCGCUGCACACCAUCCUCGCGCUCUCCUCCCUCAUGGAGGGACCUCACAUUCGUCUUCCUGUCACUGGUGAGCCAAUCUCUGGAAAUGAAGCACGGGAUGGGGAGUUAUAUGCACACCCUUCUUCAUCUCCUUAA
This is a messenger RNA of Closterium sp. Naga37s-1, 349 nucleotides long. The record is from the annotation of a GenBank genome assembly. Lineage: Eukaryota; Viridiplantae; Streptophyta; Zygnematophyceae; Desmidiales; Closteriaceae.